AACGGGGAGACGCAGGAAUAUGCUUUUCAUAAUGUUCCAAAAAUAAAUCCUAAAAUCAUAUUCUGUAUUCUUCGUAUGUCUGCGCUUAGGCCUAAAGCUUUCACAAUACUGUACGUGAUGUCUCCCAAAAGCAUGGGAGAAAAUGUUGUAUAAUGAUGUUUUCGGACCUUGUAACUUCAGAGUUAAAUACUUUAUGAAAGUUUACCGAACCUCGCAGACCUCGUCACUCCAGAAAAUUCUAGCAAGCGCUGGUUGUGUCCUACAUGUGACAACAAUCUCCUCUGUUCUUGAUAUGUUUGGCCAACUUUUUAGCAUUGCUGGAACAGUUAUGAAACUUUUAUGAUGGCAGCCUCUGAUACAGUGGUACUUUGGUUUACAAGUGACCCAACGUACGAGAUGUUUGAAAUCUGAACCGUUGCUCGGCCGAUGUUUUGUCUCGAGUUGCGAUCUGAGAUUUGAGUUACUAUCUCUAAAUGGUGGCAGCAGAUAAUGAGCAAUUCUCUGCAUGUCAAGUUUGAACAUUAAACAAGGAGAAUGACACAUUUUGUAUUUGACCAAAACCAGGUCACUUACGAAGUCCGCUAGCUUAGUGCUAACACACAAUGCAGACUGCCAUAGACUGGCUAAUAAAACUAGCAUUGUUGUUGCAGUAGUUAUAACCCUUAAAGCAACAGAUAUUUGACCACAAACGGUGCAGCAACACAUGCAGACAGACCAUAUAACAAUACUCACAGGCAUAUAUCCUUUAUCCUCGGCAAAAAAACAACUAAUACUACUGUAGCUUCGUCACUCAGUUGUGAAAUGCUUCUUUGUGUAUUAUACUGCCCCUUGGUGGCCAAAGAAUGCACGCUAGAAGGAGCACAUGGUCAAUGCUAUUGAAGCAUGAAAUCAUAAUGCACAAAUUGUUUAAUUCCUUAAUUAAAUUAAAUGUUAUUACUGUAUUUUUUCUUGAUUAUGAAGCACAACACUUUAGGGUACUUUUUAUCCUUGCCGUUUUAUUUUGUGGGACUGGAACGGAUUAAUGCAAUUUCCAUUCAUUUCAAUGGGGAAAGACGAUUUGAGAGACAAGCAUAGUCUACUUUUUUUUUUUUUUUUUCCCUUCAAAAUGUUGCCCUCUGGUAGAUCACCUCUCCCUGCCCCCCUCCCCAACGACGACAUCCUCCGGUCUUCCUAAUGAUGUGAUGGACGAGGCUCACUCCAUCAUCCCAUCAUCCCCACCCACACCCCAUAAAUUACCCACACGAAUUAACAGGCCGUAUUAAUACCGCGCGACGUGUUAGGGCUCUCAUUUAAAAUUAAUAAGUGGUAAUUAUGGAGGGAGGAAGUCUGUUUGGGGGAGGCUGCUAAGGGAGAACGAAAGAAUGACGGAGUGUGUGCGAGGCUCCCGGGAGGACUCCCUGUGCCACUUUUCACACUUUCCAGACAAAAGAGAACUUUAAGCUCGUCUUAACAAGGGCUUGGCUUUUUUCAUUUGUGCUUGUGUGUCGUGCGUGAUGCCUACGCAAAAGCGUACGCAUGCGUGGCGUCGGAAGCCUGACUUUCCUUGCUAUGCCUUUGUAAUGCGUCGCCAAAGGGUGAGUAUUUUUAUAGACUGCGUUUAACUUAUUAUUACACUUAUGGCCAUUAAAGUUGCAAAGCGCAAUUCGUGGCGUCAGAAGCCUGCCUUUCCUCGCUAUGCCUUCGCAAUGAGUCAUCAAAGGAUGAGAAGUUUUACUUCAAUUUAGUUUUAUUGUAGAGUGGUUAACUUUUAAAAUUUGUAUGACAGUUACAACAUUUUUUAAAAAGGGUAACACUUGAAGUCGAAAUCCUCCUUUUCCUCGCUAUGCCUCCGUGUAAUGAAUAGUAAGUCUUAUUCUUUUUUAAUUUACCAUGUAGUGGUUAACUUCCUUUUAAAUUUGUAUGACAGUUGACAAUGCUAAAAAAUGUAUGAUGUAUUAAAUGGAAAGCUUGCCUUUCCUCGCUAUGCCUCCGCAAUGAUUCAUGGGUUAGUAGUUUUAUUUUAGUUUUGCUAGUUGCUUUCGUUUUACACUUAAAUGACAGUUCGGAAUUCUCCAAAAAAAGUGCAAUGUGAGAAAUCAAAAGCCUCCCUUUCCUGGGUACACCUCCAUAAUGCAUCAUCAAAGGGUGAGUAGUUUUACUAUAUUCUAGCUUUAUAGUUUUAUUAUAAAGGGAUUAACAUCAUUUUCACACUUGUAUGACAGACACAAAGCGGGAUGCAUGAAGUCAAAAGCUUUCCUUGCUACGCCUCCGUAAGGCAUCAUGAAUGGCAGGGCUCCACUCCUGGGCGUCUCACACCUUCUGGCCUUGAAUCGGCCACUCGAGUGGGGGCGAGGAAGCGUGCAGACGAGGCGCCGACACCCUCUCAGACGCGCCGCAACAUCCAAGCUGUGCUUUAAUUGUGAGAAACUAAAUUGCGCUGCGAUUGGUUGCAUCCCACCAGUUAGCGAUGCGACUCCAGGUAUCCUCCUGCGAUGCCCCUGAACGUCUCGUGUUGGUCCUUGGAGAUUGUGCCUUUGUGAACAGCAAGAAGAAGAGUUUCAAAAGUGAUUCUGGUGGAAUGUCAAACUUGACACAGGCUCCAUUGAAAGGCUUCCUUGUUUGUCUGACGCGCUGAAAGGCGGCCAUCCUUCACCGUGGCAACCCUGUCAAGAUGCUUUUGUGAACAGCGCCACUUCUACGCGCUGCAGCCCACGCAGGAGGAGCGAGGCGGCGAGGUUGUGCGCGGAGGAUCCGAGCCGCGGUUCCGCGUGCGGGAGGCCUGCAGAGAAGCUUUGCGGGCCGCAGACAUGAUGGUCCAGUGUGCCGGCUGCGAGCGGCCCAUCCUGGACCGGUUCCUGCUCAACGUGCUGGACCGGGCCUGGCACGCCAAGUGCGUGCAGUGCUGCGAGUGCGGCUGCAAGCUGGCCGACAAGUGCUUCUCGCGGGACGGCAAGCUCUACUGCAAGGUGGACUUCUUCCGGCGGUUCGGUACCAAGUGCGCCGGGUGCCUGCAGGGCAUCUCGCCCAGCGACCUGGUGCGCAAGGCGCGCAGCAAGGUGUUCCACCUCAACUGCUUCACGUGCAUGGUGUGCCACAAGCAGCUGUCCACCGGCGAGGAGCUCUACGUCAUCGACGAGAACAAGUUCGUGUGCAAGGACGACUACCUGAGCUCGGCCACCAUCAAGGAGGUCAGCCUCAACUCAGUGUCGUCGUGCACGGACCGGAGCCUGUCGCCGGACCUGCAGGACGGCGCGCUGCACGACGAGCUGAAGGAGGCCGACAACUGCACGUCCUCGGACAAGGAGACCAACAACAUCGAGAACGAGGAGCAGAACUCGGGCACCAAGCGGCGGGGUCCGCGCACCACCAUCAAGGCCAAGCAGCUGGAGACCCUCAAGGCCGCCUUCGUCGCCACGCCCAAGCCCACGCGACACAUCCGGGAGCAGCUGGCGCAGGAGACCGGACUCAACAUGCGCGUCAUCCAGGUUUGGUUCCAGAACCGAAGAUCCAAAGAGCGACGGAUGAAGCAGCUGAGCGCUUUGGGGGCCCGCAGGCACGCCUUCUUCCGGGGCCCGAGGAGGAUGAGGACCCUGGGGGGCCGCCUGGAGGACCCGGACAUCUUGGGGCCCGCGGCCUACGGCUACUACGGAGAGUACCAAGGGGACUACUACGGACCAGGAGCCAACUACGACUUCUUCCCGCACGGCCCCCCGUCCUCGCAGGCCCAGUCCCCCGCCGAGUCCCCCUACAUCUUGGGCUCGGGGCCCGGGGCCAUGGAAGGCUCGGGCCACCUCCCCUCGGACGACCAAAGGUUCACGGACAUGAUCUCCCACGCCGAGACGCCCAGUCCGGAGCCGGGCUCCCUGCAGCCCGUGCCCGGAGAGGCGUACGGGGGCGGGCCCAGUCCUCCGUUCUCACUGGCCAGUAACUCCAGCUACAGCGCCCCCAUGUCCCACCAAGGCCCCGAGAUGGGCGAGGCGGCGGCCUGGUGAACCCGCGAGGGACCCUUGACGGGCCGGGAGUUACUUUUUACCAAUAACGGACCGCUUUUCACUGCUGGACCUGAUUCUUAGAAGUGUAGACACGCCUCACGAGCUUUCUUGGAAUACUGGACUUGAAUUAUUUAAAACAAAGACUUUGAUUGAUUCCAUCCUGCGUCCACGUUACCCCAAAAUCACAGUAGACACGACAACGCCAAAGGGACUUUUUUUCUUUUCUUGACGUUCAUUUCUUGCAUUUUAAAGCCAAACGUCACCUUUUGUAGCCGCGUUCACGGUGCUUACCCGCUAAAUUGCCGCAUCAGAGGUCUACCGGCAGAGCCUGGAGAGCGCGGCCGCUGCGGUGUCACCCAUUGAGAUAAUUAGAUGUGACCGUUGCUUUCGUCGGUUGUCGCUUACUCGUUCCGCCUCUUACACGUCCUCGGACGAUGGCAAAUUCGCGGGUCGACGUCCCACCCCGCCCCCGUCCCUGCGUCGGUACCUUUAAUGAGCCAAGGCGCGUAUUUUACAUUUGAAAAAUCUCACAGCAGCACACCGUCAUAUAAAAUGUCACAAAAAGCAUAGAUACAGUAAACCCCUGCUAUUCCUAUUAUAUUAUGAUUGGGAUCGAGCCCUGCUGGGAAUAGCAAGAAAAAGAAAAACAAACAAAAAAACAUGUAAUUAAUGCGAUCCCCCAAUAUUGGACAGUUCCAUUUUCAUCGUGCGCCACAUCGUAGUUGUGGUUUCCCUCAGAGGGCCGUUAUGACUGAAAAGGUUUAAUCCCGUCAUGUCGUUAGCCUAAAUCAUAUUUGAAUGUUUUGGGAAAACAAGAAAGUCAACAACAGCAAAUUCAACAAACACGAAGAAUCCACUUGCCUCAAUUCAGCCUUUUGCGGAUUAUUAUGACCUGGAUGACUGACAAUCUGCACACCAAUCACAUUUUUUCAUUGAUCUCUUGACAGUAAGUCAAAAAUGACUUUGGCAAUUACGCUCCUCGACUAACGAUAUUAUUAUGUACACAGUACACCGUUGUAAACCAAAUAACUCACAAGUUGUGGAAAAUAGUUAGGGUUAACUAUUAAGUUAGGGUUGAGGUUACUAAACCUACCCCAUGUUCUGCCACAAUAAAAUAAAAAUAAAAAUCACUUUAGCAAGAAACAUGAAGUACACGCACUUUAUUUGCUAUAGUGCGCUACAAAAAAAAAUAACGUGGCGGGCAGGAUCUGGUCCCCAGGCCUUGAGUUUGACACCAGUGGUUUAAACACUAAAUACACAACAAACUUGGAUCCAAAAACACUUUAAAUGUCAUUUCAAACUCAUCUUCCAUUAUUACCGUUAAAAAUAAAUUUGAUUAUUUGUUUUUUAAAUACACUCCGUAACUUCCACUUACAACCCAGGCUAAAAUGAGCUCCUCCCCGACAUACAAAAAAAAAAAAAAAAAAAACAGUUCAUGUAAUACUUUUCUAUUUCGGCUAUAGGUUCCACAGGGAAAACAAAACUCAAUUUGUGAAGCGGGGGAUUACUGUACUUAAAUAAUGACGGAUACACAAGUGACUUGUACCGUCUAUCAUUGAGUAUUCCGCCUGUCACCAUAUGUCGCAAAGAUACUUCAUUAUUUGUACGAAAUAAGUAAGAAUUUUCAGAACAAUAUAUGGCUGCCUUGCACGCACAACGAGUUGGUGAGAAAAAACAAAACAUGGACGGCCGGUAAUUCAAAUCGAAAAGGCAGACAUGCGCCUCCCCCUUUCCACCUUGGCGCCACAACAUGAUGAUCAUAUGUUAAAACAAGGCGGUCUACACCUUUAUUCCCACACACACACGCACGCACAGGCGGCCCUGAUUGUUGCGCCCGUGCGCGCGCCUCCGCCCGACCUUCCCUUUGUUCAGGCCCCUUUUUCACAAGACAUGUUUUAAUGGAAAUGAUUUUCAAAAGCACACUGAAGCCAUAAUAGAGAAUCUCCUUCAACAGCUGAGGUCUCCUGCCUCUUAAAGGGAGCAAACAAAGGAGGGGCCACGCAACAUCUGUGGCGGGCCGCAUACAACCCCCCCCCCCCCCCCCCCCCACCAACACCACCACUACCACCACUACCACCCCCCACUCCCAUGCCCCACCCCUCGGUACCUCCUCACCAGUCCCCACCACCGCCGCAGCGCUCGGGCCUCCGUUGCCACCUAGCGGGCGGGCGUCCUUUUUCAGCCUCUGAGCCAAAGUGAGCAUUUAUGGGUUCAUUCCUCCUGACGUCAUUUCUUCUCGUUUCUUUGCUGGUGGACUCCAAUCUUCUUGGAUGUAAAAUGUGAGUGGGUGAAUGUGUGUGUGUGUGUGUGUGUGUUUGCGCGCGCGUGUGGAUGUGUGCACGUUUGAAGGGUUGUAUCAUUUCAAUGUAAAUAGUACCGGUAAUAAAAACUGUCUCUUACAACUUGAA
Molecule: messenger RNA, 6379 nt
Organism: Phyllopteryx taeniolatus (common seadragon)
Lineage: Eukaryota; Metazoa; Chordata; Actinopteri; Syngnathiformes; Syngnathidae
Gene: lhx5
Product: LIM homeobox 5
Exons: 9
Coding region: 2787-3971 (394 amino acids)
Biological process (GO): regulation of transcription by RNA polymerase II; neuron differentiation
Cellular component (GO): nucleus
Molecular function (GO): RNA polymerase II transcription regulatory region sequence-specific DNA binding; DNA-binding transcription factor activity, RNA polymerase II-specific
Source: RefSeq, a predicted model, not a curated record